AGAUAACCACAGAAUCACCCUCAGUCCAACACUAUACUACUCCUCCUCCUCCCUCUCUCUCUCUAUCAUCAUGGCCGUGGAACUGUGGGAGACUUUGAAGGAAUCAAUCGUAGCCUACACAGGUCUCUCUCCUGCAACUUUCUUUACAGUUGUUGCUUUGGUUCUUGCCGUCUACUAUAUGGUAUCUGGGAUUUUACCCUCCUCCGAUCCUGGUCGUCAUCAGAGGUCUAGGGAAUCCGAGGAACAGAUGCGGCCUUUGCCGCCUCCUGUUCAGCUUGGAGAGAUCACUGAGGAGGAGUUGAAGGUGUACGAUGGGUCUGAUCCUAAGAAGCCUUUGCUCAUGGCAAUCAAGGGUCAAAUCUAUGAUGUGUCACAAAGCAGGAUGUUUUAUGGACCUGGUGGGCCUUAUGCCCUGUUUGCGGGGAAAGAUGCUAGCAGAGCUCUUGCAAAGAUGUCCUUUGAAGACAAAGAUCUGACAGGGGAUAUCUCUGGCCUUGGUGUAUUUGAGCUCGAGGCCUUGCAAGAUUGGGAAUACAAGUUUAUGGGCAAAUAUGUUAAGGUUGGCACUGUCAAAACUACAGUACCUGUAACCGACUCAUCGAAUGCUAGUGAACCUGCUGAAGCUAUCGACCGUGAUGCUGCUAAGCCCGCAGAAGAUGUUCCAUCAGAGAAUGCUGCUGUUGAAACCGUGGAGAGCACAUCGAAUAGUGAUACCGACAAAAAAGAGUAAUUGUUGUUAAUGCACUUCUAAAACUGCUUUUCGGAACUAAGGGGAACAUGUUCUGAUGGAGAAUGCCAAGAAAGCAUAAUGCGGGUUGCAUGUGUUUUGUGAAUCUGUUCGGAUAUAAGUAUUUUGCGAGUGUAGGAUACUUUUACCAUAAUCAAACUUGCUUUGAGUGUUUAGUUUGCUGUAUUAAAUAACGGAUCAGACAUGUUCUACAUUUGGGGCUCGUGGCAGUAUUCAAAUCAUAUGUUGAGUUUAUGAUUAGUUAUUAGAGCCAAGAAUGUAGCAUUGCAUCUUUAGCUAUUGAAACCAUUUUUGCGUUUCCGCAGUGCUCAUGGUUUCUCUUUCUGUAGUGAUGGUUGGAGUAACUGCUAUAUCUUGUGGUCGAUCAAUAACUCAUGAAUGGCACAAUGUAUGGUUUCAAGCGGGUCGUAGUGGUACUAAUUAUCCUAGUGAGUUGUGAAGAAAGCUGGGUGAUAAUGUUUGAAAGCAGCUGUGGAGCUAGAGGAGUAGGAGUGGUGUAAUGGUGGUGGAACCUAGAAUGUACGAGAUAUGGAGCAGGUUGGUAGUGAUGGUGAUAGUAGUG
This is a messenger RNA of Ilex paraguariensis (yerba mate), 1310 nucleotides long. Lineage: Eukaryota; Viridiplantae; Streptophyta; Magnoliopsida; Aquifoliales; Aquifoliaceae. The record is from the annotation of a GenBank genome assembly.